Messenger RNA from Cynoglossus semilaevis (tongue sole), 2651 nucleotides. RefSeq names its product nucleolysin TIA-1-like. The transcript has 12 exons. Gene Ontology annotation, molecular function: RNA binding. The record is from RefSeq and is a predicted model, not a curated record. NCBI's taxonomy places the organism in Eukaryota, Metazoa, Chordata, Actinopteri, Pleuronectiformes, Cynoglossidae. The coding region runs from base 208 to 1368 and encodes 386 amino acids.
GAGGGAGAGGGAGAGGGGGAGAGGGAGAGGGAGAGGGAGAGAGGGAGAGGGAGAGACAGAGACAGAGACAGACGAAUCGGUUGUGAAACUGUCAUUGUUAAUAGUUCGUAUUUGUAACUUGCUACGUCGGACGUCGACCAAAUUCAGAAGAAUCACGUUUCUGCUUAUAUCACUGGACUAAAUAAAGGAACCUCCCGGCAUUCACUGAUGAUGGAGGACGAGCAGCCCAGAACCCUGUAUGUGGGGAAUCUGUCAAGGGAGGUCACUGAGCCCUUAAUCCUUCAGGUCUUUACACAGAUGGGACCAUGCAAGAGCUGCAAAAUGAUAGUCGACGCAGCUGGAAAUGACCCAUACUGCUUUGUGGAGUUCUAUGACCACAGACAUGCAGCUGCUUCAAUGGCAGCUAUAAAUGGAAGGAAAAUAAUGGGUAAGGAAGUCAAAGUAAAUUGGGCCACAACACCAACCAGCCAGAAAAAAGACACAAGUAAUCACUUUCAUGUCUUCGUCGGAGACCUCAGUCCAGAAAUAACUACAGAAGAUGUCAGAGCUGCCUUCGGUCCGUUUGGCAGGAUAUCAGAUGCUCGUGUUGUCAAAGAUAUGGCUACGGGUAAAUCUAAAGGCUACGGCUUUGUGUCUUUCUUCAAUAAAUGGGAUGCAGAGAAUGCCAUUCAGCAAAUGGGCGGUCAAUGGUUAGGGGGUAGACAGAUCCGAACUAACUGGGCCACAAGAAAACCCCCUGCUCCAAAGGCUACUUAUGAAAGUAACUCCAAGCCACUAUCUUUUGAUGAAGUAGUCAAUCAAUCCAGUCCUAGUAACUGCACUGUCUACUGUGGUGGAGUUAGCGCAGGACUGACAGAACAACUGAUGAGACAGACCUUCUCUGCCUUUGGGUUAAUCAUGGAGAUCAGAGUUUUCCCAGAUAAAGGCUAUUCAUUUGUCAGGUUCAACUCCCAUGAAUCAGCUGCCCAGGCCAUAGUUGCUGUAAAUGGCACUUCAAUAGAGGGCCACGUUGUAAAAUGCUACUGGGGUAAAGAGACUCCUGACAUGAUGAACCAAAUGCAGCAGAUGCCAAUGCCUCAGAACAAGGUGAACUAUGCUGCGGCCCAGCCUUAUGGCCAGUGGAGCCAGUGGUAUGGCAAUGGGCCCCAGAUUAACCAGUAUGUUCCUAAUGGGUGGCAGGUCCCCACCUACAGUGUCUACAGCCAGGCCUGGAAUCAACAGGGCUUUAAUCACUUACCGGCUAGUGCUGGGUGGACUGGCAUGAGCGCCAUCAGUAACGGUGGGGUUAUGGAGCCUACGCAGGGACUGAAUGGAAGUAUGCUAGCCAACCAGCCUGGUAUGGGAGCUGCAAGAUACCCCACACACUGAUAAGUAGCUGGGGCCCUGACAUCUGUCAACCAUCAGCCUCUUUUUGGCUGUACUGAGCCCGGCAGGGCUGUGUAACACCGCCUCCACUUGUGGCAGGACUAGGGCUUUAACUGGGAUGUGGAACCUUACAGGACGAUUGGUGUCAAAAGGAGAUGUAAAUGGAAUUUUGCUGGGAGAGGGGGUUGAAGGAACAGCAACCAGGGAGGAGCAGUUUGACACACUUGGCUUUACCCAGCCUCUCUGUGGAAAAUGAGACUGGCCAAGAACCAGUUCUCGGACCGUUUUUAAGUUAACUGUAAAUGAAUUUAAACUUUAAAGAAGAUACUUUUGGGGUUUUUUCCCCACCCCCUGAGUUCAACAAAUUGCUUCUACUUUCAUGUCUCUCAGAUAGUCGCUGAAAGUUUUGUGCUUAAAGAAACUGUUCAAUUUUUAAUAUUUUUAAGUUAUGAACCUUAAUUGUAACGUGAGGAAUGGAAAUCUGUUGAAUUUGUUCUCAUUUUCUCUUGGGGUAAAAUCAAAUGCAGGUAUUUUUGCCACUGCUAGUUCUCUGUAAGGGCAGACAGAUAUUGCACACUUUUUCCCUCUCUUGUACAUGGACAAUUUUUGAAAACUAAGGGUUUACUUUUUGCAUUCCAUUUUCCUCCUCCUCUUCUUACUUGUCCUUCUCCAUGGCCUCAAAUCUUUUUUGUCACCUGUAAAUAACCAUUCGCUCAUUCAAUCAGCCGUUCCUUUGAACCGUUGUGUGUAAAAACAUGCUUCUGUCAACUGCGAGCACUUGCUUCCUCUUCCGUGAGAACAACUGCAGUUAACGCCAACAUUGUACGUAGCAGAGUGGCGCUGUACGAAAAAGUGACACUUGGACACCACCACACACAUGAUCUUCCAUACAGGGAUGAGGUAGCAUUGCCAUGCAGUGCAUACUAAAACAAUUUACACAGUUCAAAUGUUUGAAGGGGUAAACAUAAAAGUUCUGCAGUUUGUUUAAAAAAUGUAUUAAAACACAGUGUUUUAUAUUGUUAAAAUCGUGAGGUAAUUCAACCUUUACACUUUUUUUUUUUUGCCAGAGAACUGAAGCAGCCAUUUGAACUGUUGCCUUACAGAGCUGGUUUCUUUUAGCUGACAAGAUCCUCGAUUUCAUUAGGCAGUGCCUACACGUUUUCAGACAUUUUUGUUUAGAAAGGCGGUGACACCCCCCUGUCUCCCCUCCAAGUACCGAUUACUCUGCUACUGUAAUCAAUGUUUUCUUGCUUUGUCAAUUAAAUUGCUGAUGCACAUAAACAGUU